AUGUUUAAACAUGCGGGUACAUCAGAAAAUAAAGCCUUAAUUGAAGUCAAUAUUCAUCAACUCAAUAUUAACAUAUCUGUUCCAAACUGUGAAGUUAUGAUAGUAUUCUAAAGGGGUGAUAGAAAAGCUUAAACAUAACCUGUCUAAUUAAUUAACAAGUGUGCCAAAAUUGAAUAAAUACUUAAGUUACCAGCUACACUCUAUUACGAUGUUAAAUAAAAAGAAUAUCAGAAGAAAAUGGGAACCUUGAUUAUUCUUAUUAAAUAUGAAAAAGGUAUGAAAAAUGCUGGCUAAAUUGAAAUCGAUUUCUCAUCCUAUCUAAAUUAAAAAAAAGGAAAAAUUGACGAAAUCUCAUCUCUAGCCAAAUGUCCAGAUUCUAAUGCUACACUAUCAUACACAAUUAAUUUCUUGAGUCAAGAUCAAAGAUCUAAAACACCAGAGGCCAAUAUAAAUAAUAGUAUUCAAAUCACUAAAUACAGUUAGGGAAGAUCAAUCCAAAGCUUAAAUUACAUUAUUAGACUAACAGAAUAAACUUUUAAAAGAAGAUAAUGUUAGAUUACAAGAAGAACAUUCAAAUUUAAGAGCUUAAAAUUAAUAAUAAUCAAUCUACAUACAAUAAUUAUUAAAUUAAACAAAAUUAUAAUAAGAUGCUAUGCUUAAUACAUAUUCCUCUAAAUCUAAUUAAGAAACUCAAACUGUUUAACCUUAAGAUUGUCAAAAAUGUUAUGAAUUUCUAUUUUAAAUAGGUAAUUAUGAUUAUAUUUCUAUUCUAGAACAAUUAAAAUAAAUUCAAAAAAAUAAACAACUUCCUUGUUAAAAAUGUACAAAUUUAGAAUUAGAAAUUGAAUAACUCAAAAAUUAAUAAUCUUAAAGAUCUAAAUAAGAAAACAUUGAUUAAAAAAUUGAAUUGUUAAAUUAAGCAAAUACUAAUUUGAAAGAAUAAUUAUUUGAACUUGAAUAAUCAGCUUCUAGAAUUAGAAAAGAAAAUCAAGAUCUAAAAAAUAAAUUAACCAUUUAAAAUUAAUAAUUAAUAGAUUGCAGAGAAAGAAUCUAAGAAUUAGAAAAUGAUGACGAAAACGAUAAACGUAUUGCUGAAUAUCAAAAAAUGAUAGAAAAAUCAAAUGAUGACUUAUUAGAAAAUUAAUCAAAAUUAUUUUCUUUCAAAGCUGAAUAUGAUCAAUUAUAAAGAGAAAAAAAUGAAUACGAACAAUAGUUUGAAAUUUUAUCAAAAAAAUACGAUUCUUUAGGUAUGACUUUUUAAUUUAUAAAAAAGAAUUAUAACUUUUCCAAUAAAAAUAAAGAUAUGCUAAUGCUAUGCAUGCAUUUCUAAGCUAGGGAGAUACUAAUGCAAUUGAAAUACUAGAAAAAUUUAGUGGGGAUUGA
Paramecium sonneborni is the source of this 1383-nucleotide messenger RNA. NCBI's taxonomy places the organism in Eukaryota, Ciliophora, Oligohymenophorea, Peniculida, Parameciidae. The record is from the annotation of a GenBank genome assembly.